This is a messenger RNA of Sesamum indicum (sesame), 829 nucleotides long. Its product is annotated as nuclear transport factor 2B. The record is from RefSeq and is a predicted model, not a curated record. Gene Ontology annotation, biological process: nucleocytoplasmic transport. NCBI's taxonomy places the organism in Eukaryota, Viridiplantae, Streptophyta, Magnoliopsida, Lamiales, Pedaliaceae.
CUUCGGCUCUGGGCGUGCCAAUAAUUUGACUUUGUGUAAAGUAAGAGAGUUACGCAAAACACAAGAGAAAGAGGAGGCCGCCGCCGAACCAAAUCCCAAUCCAUUCCUAACCAAACUCCUCCCUCGCUCUCCAUAUGGAUCCAGAUGCUGUCGCCAAGGCAUUCGUGGAGCACUAUUACUCCACCUUCGAUGCCAAUCGUGCCGGCCUUGCUAACCUCUAUCAAGAUGGCUCCAUGCUCACUUUCGAGGGCCAGAAGAUCAUGGGAUCCCAGAAUAUCGUUGCCAAGCUUACCAGCUUGCCCUUUCAGCAGUGCCAGCACGCGAUCACCACCGUUGAUUGCCAGCCCUCCGGCCCCGCCGGCGGAAUGCUCGUUUUUGUGUCCGGUAAUCUCCAGCUAGCCGGCGAGCAGCACGCCCUCAAGUUCAGUCAGAUGUUCCACUUGAUGCCAACGCCUCAAGGAAGCUUCUAUGUCCUAAAUGACAUUUUCCGCUUGAAUUAUGCAUGAUGAUCAGUAAUGGGAUCUGGAACUCGACUUGGAGUUGAAUGAUCUGCUCUGCCUCUGAACUUUGUAUUCCGAAGUUAAUCUGCUGUUAGGAAUCGAAAAUUGUUGUUUCAGGUUCACCUGUUGGCUGUUUUGUGUAUUCUUUUUCCCAGAUAUUAUGAAGAUUAGACCAAGUCUCAGUUAAGAUGGGAUGAAUUUGAUUGCAUGAAGCCAUGAACUCUCCAAAGCCUGUAUGGAAAGUUUAAUCGAACGCAUUGUGAUGUACUACUUUUCAUUUAGUUUUAUAUAUGUCGCACAUGGGGAGCAUUGUUAUGUUCCUUGUGCUA